Molecule: messenger RNA, 2902 nt
Organism: Lotus japonicus
Lineage: Eukaryota; Viridiplantae; Streptophyta; Magnoliopsida; Fabales; Fabaceae
Exons: 12
Coding region: 209-1753 (514 amino acids)
Source: RefSeq, a predicted model, not a curated record
UUCAUUCAUUCAUCUUUGUUAUCCUAUCAUUCAACCUAUGAGUUUCACACGAUCUGCAGUUGUACCCAAAUUACAAGCUUAUUACUGAAUCCAUCGAGUUGUCUCUGAAACCCGGUCUGUGUGCUGUUCACGAUUUUGCGUGUAGAUCGAUUUCCAGAUUUAUGUAUGGAGAACCCCUCAUUCUAUUCUACAAAGGGUGAGGUCUUGCAUGGAAUUAAUUCUUCUUGAUAAGCAGGGGACAAAGAUACAAGCUUCGGUUUGUAAGUUUCAUAGAUUAAGGUUGGAAAUCUUGCCUGGAUUUGUUUACAAGAUUUCCAAGUUUAAUGUUAUUCCAAAUGAUUAUGGUCUCCGUUUCACCAAUCACAACUACAAACUUAUAUUCGGUUCAUCGACGAAUAUUGUCCGAUUUGAUGAUACAACAAUUCCUCGCGAGUGUUGGUCUUUCUAUGAUACUCUUAACAUACAAAGACGUGGGGCGACCUUCUCAUUCCUGAUUGAUUUUAUUGGUUUGUUAACUGCUGUGUCACGUGUGAGACGUUUGGUUAUUGGAGGAAGGAAUAAGAAGAUGAUAGUUAUUGAACUUGUAGACCCUGUUGGCAAGAUUCGUUGUGUAUUACUUGGCGAAGUUGUUGAUCGAUUGAUGUUGCAUUUAUGCUCUAACUGGACUAAGAGACCAAUUUUGCUCCUCCAGUUUGUAAAAGUUAGAAGCUUUGCAGAUCAAAUGAUUAUUCAAAUGGUACCUCACUCCUCCCAACUCCACAUCAAUCUUGAGGCUGUUUCCAUCUUUACCAGAAGGUUGUUUUCGCAAUCUAUCCAAAUUAAUGAGCAUGUUGGAUUCAUUCCUUAUCAAAAGUUGGAAAUGAACAUGAAGGAUGAAAUGAUGAAUUUGUAUCCCAAAAAAACACUCACUCAGCUGUUGGUUGAAGAACAGACUGGUGUGUGCGUUACCUAUGGUGGUAUUGUUGGGCUUAUUAGAGAUGAACCAUGGACCUAUCCAUCGUGUAUUUGUCAUGAUGAGCUGAUUGUUCGUACCGGUGUGUAUGAAUGUGUGAGGUGUGAUCGGUUUUUUUAUCAGAUGAUACGCAGGUAUCGUUUGAAGAUUGAAGUUUUUGAUGGAUACCAAAGUGCUGUAUUUGUUUUAAGUGACCGAGAGGUCAAGGAGGUGAUGAAGAAGUCCUUCGAGAAAUUUGUCAUUCCCUUUGAAGCUCAAUUGGAUGUUGAAUUUCCUUUGGAGGUUGAGGAAAACGUUAUUGGCAAGAAAAUGUUAUUCAAGGUUGAAAGAAUUGCGGGUUUAACAUAUAAUGGAACCCCUUGCUAUGAAGUUAUAAGAGUUUGUUCUGAUUUGGAACUUAUCGAAAUGUUUCGUUCUGGAUUAGCAGUUACCACACCACUGCAGGGCUCACUUGAUGAUGCAAAUUUGAGUGAACAAUUUUUGCAAGCUGGAGAAAGUAUCAAUGGUUCUUGUGAUGAAAGAAUUAUGAAGAGGAAGUUAGUGGGAGCAGCUGAAAAUGUGUGUCUCGAUGUGGGGUUCAAGUUAAAUCAGAAUGAAAGUGAGGUGAUGGAAAACCAUGAAAAAGGAAUGUUAGGUGAAAUUCAGCGCAUGAAAGCACUUAAAAUCUAUGAUGGUGAUCAGUGCAAUGUUGGAGAGGAAAUGUUAGAUGAGAUUAAUCGUCUAAAAGUAAUUAAAAUCUCUGACGAGGUGAAUGCUAUUUCUGAGGUUGAGGAUCAGACUUUUGAGUUGCCUAUUCAUUAGCGUCUGUUUCAUGGAAAGUAUGAAGAUAUGGAGAUUUGGUUGAAUUUGGUCAAGUGGAUUUUAGUUUUCAUUAGCCUAGAUCAAAGGUCAAAGCUAACAAGAGAACCCGAGAAGUUGUUAGUACAAGUGCAGAUGGAGGUUGGUUUAAAUGCAGUGCCAGUAGGAAGAAGUUUUAUAUAUUGAAAGAGAGUAUCAAAUUUCAUCCAGAAAAAAGGGUGGUCUUGGUGAAUGACCCAACUGAAGUUUUCUUGGAGGAACUCAUGAAUAGAAAGUGGAUGAAGGUUGCCCAGCCACCGAAACAAUUCAAUCCAGAAAUAGUGCAGCAAUUCUAUGCCAAUGCCACAUACAAUGAAGAAGCAAAAGCAAACAGAUGGACAUGGGUGAAUAAUGUUCGAGUAGGAUAUGACAAGAAAACUAUCGAUAGCUAUCUUGGGAACCCAUGGAAGUCAGCCCACUGUAGUUCUGAUGAUGAUUUUACCCUCUCUUAUUACUGCCUUGUGCUUUUUUCUUGAUGUGCCGAUUCUAUCUGGGUAUACAGAAGCAAUAAUAGGUGUAAUUGAUGAAAGUUAUAUCAAUGUCUUUUGCAAGGAAAAACAAGUGGAUGUUAUUAUUCAAGAACUUGCUGAGAAGCGGAAAUCAAAAUAUACUCCUCAAACUCAAGAGCAACCUGUUGGUAACCAGGCUUCCCAAUUAGAGCUUCUUAUUGCCUCCGUGCAGCGCUUAGAAACAACAAUUGGGGAUAUGAGGUUGGAAAACAGAGCUCAAUAUCAUGCGUGCUAUCAAGCACAUGUUGAGUUGUAUAGGCAUGCAAGGGACUCUUAUUACUCACCUCAGCCUCAAUCAUACUAUUGGCCCACAGUUGAGGAGUAUGUUGCUCAGGUACCGUGGCUUGGGGCUGGGCCAUAUUCGGUGGGAGGGGAGGGACAACAGGAUGGGCUUGGAAAUGAAGGAGGGGAUGUUCCAAUGGAUUGAGAAGGACUCACGAAAGUUGAGUGAUAUUUUACUAGAAUGUGACUUAAUUUUUGUACUUUGGUUAUGUUUUUAGUAGUUUGUUAUAUUGUUGGUACUUUGCUUUAUAUUUGUUAUGCUUUAUGUUUCGUGAGAACCACUGACCAGUUAUUGCUAAUCAUUCUCAAUUGAUUCUUGGCA